Meloidogyne enterolobii is the source of this 1110-nucleotide messenger RNA. NCBI's taxonomy places the organism in Eukaryota, Metazoa, Nematoda, Chromadorea, Rhabditida, Meloidogynidae. The record is from the annotation of a GenBank genome assembly.
AUGCGCCCCCCAUUAAUUUCUGCAAAUGAAGAACCAUUUGAACAGCAUUAUGAAAUUGAAGAGGAAGUUGGAAGUGGACAAUUUGCAACUGUUAGGAGGGUUAGAAAUAGAGCUACUGGAGAAAGAUUUGCAGCAAAAUUUAUUAGAAAGCGUCGUUACCCAACAUCCCGUCGGGGUGUCUUAAAAUCCCAUAUUCAAAGAGAAGUAGAUAUUUUACAAACUGUUGCUGGACAUGAUUCAAUAAUUCAAUUAAUUGAUUUAUUCGAGAAUGGACAUGAAAUGAUUUUAGUUUUGGAAUUGAUUUGUGGAGGAGAAUUAUUUGAUUAUGUUUAUACAAACGAAUAUUUAACAGAAAAUGAAGCUGCACAAUUUAUUUAUCAAAUAUUGAGGGCUAUUAAGCAUUUACAUAAAUUACAAAUAGCCCAUUUAGACAUUAAACCUGAAAAUAUUUUAUUGAAAGAAAGUGGGAAAGCAAAGAUUAAAUUAAUUGAUUUUGGGUUAUCUAGACAAUUACCCCCAAAAAGUUGUAUUAGAGAAAUGGUGGGGACGCCUGAAUUUGUUGCACCAGAAAUAAUUAAUUCUGAGCCACUUCAAUUAGCAACAGAUAUUUGGGCAAUUGGUGUUGUUACUUUUAUUCUUUUAAGCGGAGCAUCCCCAUUUUUGGGCAAAACUCGAGAAAAAACAUUUGCAAAUAUUUCUGCUGUUAAUUACAAAUUCCCUGAACAUUUAUGCUCAAAUUUUAGUUUAAUAGUUAAAGAUUUUAUUGGGAGAAUGUUGGUUAGAGAUGUAAAUAAGAGAGCAACAAUUGAUGAUUGUUUAGAACAUGAAUGGAUUAAAAUGCACAUAUCACCAUCACAAUCCCAACAACAACAAAUUCCUUCUCAACUUUCUUCAAAUAAAUCUUUAAUUCUUUAUCUUGAUGAUUAUGACUUGGAAAAUAUAAAAAUAGAUUAUAAAAAAUAUAAAAAUAUAAUAUCCCCAAUAAUUAGUCAAUCAAGGAAAAGAUGGAAGAAGGCUUAUAAAGCUGUUCGUUGGUGUUGUUAUUUUUUGAAUGGAAUUGGCGAUAGAGAGCAGUCUAGAUAUUUUAAAGAGGUAAUUAAUUUAAUUUAA